This is a messenger RNA of Chenopodium quinoa (quinoa), 2940 nucleotides long. RefSeq names its product transcription factor TCP2-like. The transcript is spliced from 5 exons. Lineage: Eukaryota; Viridiplantae; Streptophyta; Magnoliopsida; Caryophyllales; Amaranthaceae. Gene Ontology annotation, biological process: regulation of secondary shoot formation. Gene Ontology annotation, cellular component: nucleus. Bases 1023 to 2651 code for a protein of 542 amino acids. The record is from RefSeq and is a predicted model, not a curated record. Gene Ontology annotation, molecular function: sequence-specific DNA binding; DNA-binding transcription factor activity.
UCAUAUGAUAAUAGGAGGAGUAACUCACUUAAGUUAUAUACUAGUGAUUCUUUGUUUCAAUUUUUAAUGUGAGAUAACAACUCACACUUGCAAACUAACAUGCCAUUUUAUUUUACCCAUCACUAAUUAUUAUUUUUUUUUAAUUAGUUUUAUUAAUUUUUUUUUUUUGAAAAAAACCAUCACUAAUUAUCUAAUCUCUAUUGUUAUAGUUAAAACAAUAAUAUCUUUCAAAAAAGAAAAAAAAAAAGUUAAAACAAUAAUAUAACGAGGGGCAAAAUGGGAAAGAAAAAGAGAGAUAUUUAAGGGGGUAGAAAACUAGAAACGGCGAAGUGUCGUCUGUCCUUUCCCGAUAAGACCGGUGGUUGCUCAAAUGGGGGAAAGCUUAGGGCAUUGAUCCUCGAGCACAUAUACAUUCACCCUCUCUUCCUCUCUCCUCUUCCCUCAUUUUUCCUACUGUUCACUCAUUUUCCGGCAACUCAUUUUAUUAAUUGAAAUACUAGUAAAUUAUUUAAAUUAUUUUUAAAACUUAAUUUUCCCGACACAACAAAAACAUUCAAAUUUCAAACCCUACUUCUUCGCCUUUCUUACUUCUUCAUUUUCCUUAUUACAACUGAAUUAACUGAUUUCUCUUCACAUUAAUGCUCUAUUUAUUUAGGUUAGAAAGAGAAGAAGUUGUAGAUCCAAGAACUUGAGAGCUAGUAAUUACGCAGAAAAAUAAAAAGAGUUUGCUUUAAAGAGACAAGAGGCUGCUUACUGUAGCAGUGUUUCAGCAGCAAAAAAACCACAAUAACUCUGAUACAUCGUCAUCAAUGCAUAAGAGAUAGGACAUACUAAUAACAGCCUAACCACCCUCAAAAAUCUAAAGAAAAAAAAAGAGAGAAAAUAUUUAUUUUCUUUUAUUUUUUUUACUUUUAUUGCUCACACUUCUGACAGCUGGGAGGAAAAGAGGCAAGUAGGAAGGAGGAGCAAAAGAAAGAAAAAAAGCUGAUAUUUAUUUGUGGUUAUUAUGAAAGUGGGAUGGUAUGGAAGUGGACGAGAUUCAGAGUUCACAGCAAGCUUGCAAGUACUCUAGGGUUAAUUCUAAUGGUAGAAUUGAUACUUCUAAGAUAGGAGGGGGAGGUAGUGGUGGGCAUGACAACGCCGGCCGAGGAGAGGAUGAAAUAGAGGAGACAGACCUCCGCCGGGCUAUCGUGCCCACCACCACUACCUCCACCAACCCCGCUGCUGUCACGGGAAACGGGAGCAGCGGAGGGGUAGGAGGGGAUAUGCAAGUGGGGAGUAGUAACAGGUUUGGGAGGCAGUGGCAACCUUCAUCUAGGAUAAUUAGGGUUUCGAGGGCGAGUGGAGGGAAAGAUCGUCAUAGUAAGGUGUUGACGGCGAAAGGGCCAAGAGAUCGUCGUGUUAGACUGUCUGUUACUACUGCAAUCCAGUUCUAUGAUCUGCAAGACAGGUUGGGGUAUGAUCAGCCAAGUAAAGCGGUUGAGUGGCUAAUUAAAGCGGCUGCAGAUGCUAUCAACGAGCUUCCGUCUUUGAAUACUAGCAGUUUUCCGCCGGAGACUCCGAGGCAGUUGAGUGAUGAGCGUAAGCCUGUUCUAAAUGGUGUAGAUUCAGCAGAUGUGGAGCUAGAUGGUGACCCUGGUUAUGGUCAGAACCAGCAACAAAUGAGUACAAAAUCAGGGUGUUGUAGCAACAAUUCGGAAACAAGUAAAGGAUCUGGUCUGUCGCUGUGUCGGUCUGAGAACCGAGUUAAGGCGAGGGAAAGAGCGAGGGAGAGGAGGACGGCAAAGGAUAAGGAAAGAGAUGGUGAACCAACAAGGGUUAGUGUUGCUUCCCAUCAACAUAAUCAACACCAUCAAAAUGUAAGCUCAAUGCCACAAACAUCGUCUUUCACUCAGUUACUCACGGCAGGUAUGAGCAAUCUAAAUGAGAGUAACAACGGAGCAGCAGCGAGCUCGAGCCCUUCGCCUCAUCACCAUGUAGAUUCGGAAGUAGAUUUGUUUCAUAAACAUUCAAGAGGAGGCAAUAACAACAAUCAGUGGUUAUCAUCAGCAGCUGCGGCAAGUACAACUCCUAUGGCAGAUUACUUUGGGACCGGACUCAUUGGCCUAUCCUCGACUCGAGCAGGCCAGAUCCAAAUGGGAAACAAUUCAUCAUCAGUCCCCCAAGUGAUGACCAUUUCAUCCUUCGGGGGGUCGGAAAAUCAUCAGCAUCAGUCCCACCAUGAUCAACUUUACCAGCACCAGCACCAGCAUUUCCCCUUCAUGUCAGACCAACAACACCUAAUACAAGUCGCAAACGCAGCGGCCUCAGCCGGAGCGAGUGGGGGAGGAAAUGACUAUAACUUAAACUUCAGCAUUUCCUCUUCUUCUACUCCUACUCCCAGCUUAGCCGCUGGUUUCAAUAAUAGGGGGACCCUUCAGUCCAAUUCUCCGUCUCUGUUGCCUUACCUCCAAAGGUUUUCUACUACAGACGGAUCAAGCUUGCCCUUCUUCCUUAGCAAUGCAACAGUCUCUUCCGCGUCACCAACGAUUAUCGAAAACCACCACCAUCACAACCACCACCACCACCAGCAGUUUCAGCCACCAGGGUUGCAGCUCUAUUACAGUGACGGAAACCGGCAAUCAGACCAGAAGGGGAAAGGAAAGAACUGAAAUUUUUUCACAAAUCAUAUUCAGUUUGUAGACAUUGAUGGAGCAACGUAAAUAGAAGCCCCUGAGUCCCUCAAGAGAAUGCAGAUUAUACCUGUUCAUGUUCUCUCUACUUGUGAAUUCAAUGCUUCUGAUUUUGUUUGGAUUCUAAAUUUUAAAAUUUUCCCAAUUUGUAGUCAAUGUAAUUUGAUUCACAUUGAUGUAGUUGAAUUUGUUAAUUUAUGCGAAAGCAAAGUCGUGUGUUUUGAUCUACAACGUACAUUUUUCUUAAUCGCUAGUGGUAUUUAUGAUU